Messenger RNA from Aspergillus versicolor CBS 583.65, 1545 nucleotides. It is a transcript of the gene fhdA, whose product is annotated as putative transcription factor Tos4. The record is from RefSeq and is a predicted model, not a curated record. Lineage: Eukaryota; Fungi; Ascomycota; Eurotiomycetes; Eurotiales; Aspergillaceae. Gene Ontology annotation, molecular function: protein binding. The transcript is spliced from 2 exons. The coding region runs from base 1 to 1545 and encodes 514 amino acids.
AUGGAGUCUUCUCCUCCGAGGAGCAACUCGGUUGCUUCUGUGGCAGGCGUGAAGCGUCCAGCGUCUCUACUGCCUGCUUUUGAGCCAUUGAGCUCGUCCCCUUCUCUUCCUCGACCACAGAAGCGUGUAGCACGCGAAGAUGAGCGUGCCAUCUCGACCUAUCCCACUCCCGUCCCGACCUCGUCCACCCACAUCAUGUCGUCUUCGCCUCCUCGGAUGGCCCUACCUAAUUCCUCAUCACGCCGUAACAUUCCCUCCGCCCUCUCCGAACGAAGCCCUCUGUCCGCCGUCCCUACCCUGAUGCUCUCUGAAAGCGGCGAGCCUCUUACAAUGGGAAGAUCCAGUCUUUCUUGCCAAUACCAGCUCGCUGCCAACCGUAUGAUCUCGAGAGUGCACGUGAAGGCUACCUACAAGGCUGCCCCCAACCCUUUCGACCGUGACAGGGUGGAGAUAAUGUGCAUGGGAUGGAAUGGAAUUAAGCUUCACUGCCAGGGCAAGACAUAUGAUCUGGCCAAGGGGAAGACAUUCACGUCAGACAUCAAAGAUGCUGACAUCAUGAUCGAUGUCCACGACUGCCGCGUUCUGGUCCAAUGGCCACGCGGUGACAGGAAGGAAGAUGCGUCUACUGACUCGGAGCAAACAUGGGAGGAGGCUACGCCAACACGAAAGAAGCAAGCUCGCCGGAGUCUUCAAGACAGCCCCAGUGCUGAGCGUCAACGCCUGGCCUCUCCUGUCUCUCCAUCCCCGGCCGCCAAGUCCAUGAUACCCCCUUCGUCGCCUCUGUAUACUCCUACCCGCUCCCGGAAUGCUGUUGUUGUGUACGAGGAUGAAGCCUCUCCAGUUCGCCGCAGUAGCUCUGGUGAGGCGUUGAAUGCAUCUUCAAAUGUUGCGUCCCUUCAGAGCUCGCAGUCCAGUGACCUGAGCGACUUGAGCAAGCCUGAGGACUUAUCAGACCAUGACGAGGAAAAUGACCCCAUCAUUCACUCCUUUGGCCCAUUCGGUGACAACUUGCUGCCGCGCAUGGCUUCGUUUUCUGCCGCCGACUCGCCUCUACGGCCCACGCGCCCUCGAGCUCACUUCCAAGGCCAACCUCUCCAACCCGCUCAGUCCCCGAGACAGCCUUCGAAACCUUUUGAACAACCUGCCGAAGACACAAUGAACAAACCAGUGGCCCUGGAUGAGGCUUCAGAGGUUGUUCAGAACCACGCCGUCAACCAGCUGGCUUUCUCCCGUCUUUCAUCUACCCCUUUCUCCACCAUCCUGGACAAUCUUCCCGUUUCCCUCUGGAAGGCAGAUAGCCAGUCUCGUCACGGGCCCUCAAGAGACGAAAUCAGGGUAAUCUUGGAUUCUACGAAGUGCAUCGGGAAGGUUGCACGUGAAGGCAAGGAUGCUGCUGGCAAGCCACUCGAGGCUGAAUACUAUUACAUCCCCGACUUUGAUGACGAUGAACCACGUCGCGAGGCUGUCGUGAGGGACCUGAGAAAGCCCGGACUUCGAAAUUGUCGGAAACAACAUAAGCAAUAUUUCUGGCGCAAACCGAAAUAA